Molecule: messenger RNA, 4765 nt
Organism: Apodemus sylvaticus (European woodmouse)
Lineage: Eukaryota; Metazoa; Chordata; Mammalia; Rodentia; Muridae
Gene: Rnf43
Product: ring finger protein 43
Exons: 10
Coding region: 1079-3436 (785 amino acids)
Biological process (GO): Wnt receptor catabolic process; ubiquitin-dependent protein catabolic process
Molecular function (GO): frizzled binding; ubiquitin protein ligase activity
Source: RefSeq, a predicted model, not a curated record
GAGCGUGAUUGCAGUCCCAGGGGAAGAAGUCCGAGCUAGUACACCAAUUACAAACCACAGGUUUCCUGCUGUAGGGAGCUGGUCUUGAAUUGUCUUUCUUGAAAGGAAGCAUUUCAACCCUGCCUCCUGAAUUUCCAAGUCCAUCCACGAUUCAGGGAUACCGCCUUCUCCCUCUGGGAUUUUUCUGUCGUUUUUGGUAGUGAAUUGUUCUAUUUACUACUUCGUUUCUUAUCUCUUCCAAGAACUGACCAUUUAAUACUCUGUACGGAGGCCGGGGGCAGGGUAUGGGGAAGACUUUUGUUAGAUUUUAGAGAUGGUAUUGGAUCUUCUUUAAGCAUUUCCAGAGUUCUUGAGGACAGUAGCUCUCGUCCUGGGAUAAGUUUCUGCCUUUGACCUGCGUGGAUUGCUUUUUCCGGCUGCGGAGUUUCUCGGCACCUACCUGUAGUGCGGUCACUUGGUCUGACUGCAGAGUGAGAAGGUGGAAGAACCCUGAGCCACACUGGGUCAAGCAGCUCGGGUCUUUUUUAAAGCAGGAUUUAUAAAAGCAUAAUUGAAUUUGUUUCACUCCCGUGGACUCCAGUGGGCUCGACAGCGCAACAGGGCAGCAUGUCUUCGUGUUUUGAGCUGAAGUUCCUCACUCACCUCCGAUGCUCUGCUUUAGCUGUUUAUUGACCUUAUUUUGUUCAACGGCCUUGGGUUUAGUCCCUCAGAAAUCUGAUACAUAUGGAAGACCAGCAGCAAGUGAUCUGACAUAAUACCAAUCCAUGUUUGUAUCUAAAGCACAUUUGGAAAUUCCAAAGAAAAGAGGUGGCAUUUCUGUAUUCGCAGAGACAAUGGGAGAAAACGACAUACCUGCCCCAGAGGUGGGCUGAAAAGACCAGCUUCUCUUCCCAAUCGGGAACACCACUGGUGCUUGGGAAUCUGCUUAGAAAAGGGAAGCAGCAGAAUCCGACUUGGCUCUCUGAAACGGAGGAACAGCAUCUUUCCCCUCGUUUUCUGCACUGAGGACCUGCCUUGCAGAUGAGCUAGUGGAAGGAAGCGGUAUGCAUGGUCGAAGAGCACUGAUGCAGCUGGUAGCAUGAGUGCUGGCCGUCAGCUGCAGCUGGCUGUCCUCUGGCCCUGGCUGCUGAUGGCGACCCUGCACGCAGGCUUCGCACACACAGGACUGGUGUUGGCAGCAGCAGUGGAGUCGGAAAGAUCAGCAGAACAGAAAGCUAUUAUCAGAGUGAUCCCCUUGAAAAUGGACCCCACAGGAAAACUGAACCUCACUUUGGAAGGUGUGUUUGCUGGUGUUGCAGAAGUGACUCCAGCGGAAGGGAAGCUAAUGCAGUCCCACCCCUUGUACCUGUGCAAUGCCAGUGACGACGACAACCUAGAGCCUGGGUUCAUCAGCAUCGUCAAGCUGGAGAGUCCCCGACGAGCUCCUCGCCCCUGCCUGUCACUGGCCAGUAAGGCCCGGAUGGCUGGCGAGCGAGGAGCCAACGCUGUACUCUUUGACAUCACCGAGGAUCGAUCAGCGGCCGAGCAGCUGCAGCAGCCCCUGGGACUGACUAAGCCAGUGGUGCUGAUCUGGGGUCAUGAUGCGGAGAAACUGAUGGAGUUUGUGUACAAGAACCGGAAGGCCUAUGUGUGGAUUGAGCUGAAGGAGCCCCCCGCUGGGGCAAAUUAUGAUGUAUGGAUCCUCCUGACCGUAGUGGGGACCGUCUUUGUGAUCAUCCUGGCUUCGGUGCUGCGCGUCAGGUGCCACCCCCACCAUAGCAGACCGGAUCCUCUUCAGCAGCGGACAGCCCAGGCCAUCAGCCAGCUGGCCACCAGGAGGUACCAAGGCAGCUGUAGACGGGCUCGAGCGGAGUGGCCAGACUCAGGGAGUAGCUGCAGCUCAGCCCCCGUGUGUGCCAUCUGUCUGGAAGAGUUCUCAGAGGGGCAGGAGCUCCGGGUCAUUUCCUGCCUCCACGAGUUUCAUCGAACUUGUGUGGACCCCUGGCUAUACCAGCAUCGGACUUGCCCCCUCUGCAUGUUCAACAUCAUAGAGGGAGAUUCAUUUUCCCAGGCCCUGGGAGCCUCUCCAUCUUACCAAGAACCAGGCAGGAGACUCCACCUCAUUCGCCAGCAUCCUGGCCACGCCCACUAUCAUCUCCCUUCUGCCUACCUGUUGGGUCCAUCUAGGAAUUCAGUCACCCGGACCCCAAGACCUAGACCCUUCCUGCCCUCCCAGGAGCCAAGUAUGGGCCCUCGGCAUCAGCGCCUUCCCAGGGCUUCACACCUUCGGGCGCCGGAAGAACAGCAGCACUUGGCAGUAUCCCCGCACUCCUAUGCACAAGGCUGGGGGCUGAAUCGCCUCCGAUGUACCGCUCAGCAUCCCACAGCUUGCCCAAUGGCCCUACGACGGGCCAGGCCUCAUGACAGCAGCGGGUCUGGAGAAAGCUACUGUACAGAACGCAGUGGUUACUUGGCAGAUGGGCCAGCCAGUGACUCGAGCUCAGGACCCUGUCAUGGCUCUUCCAGUGACUCAGUGGUCAACUGCACGGACAUCAGCCUGCAGGGCAUCCAUGGCAGCAGUUCUACCUUCGGAAGCUCCCUGAGCAGUGACUUUGACCCGUUGGUAUACUGUAGCCCUGAAGGGGAUCUCCAAGGGAAAGGGAUGCAACCUAAUGUGACCUCUCGACCCCGCUCGCUGGACUCAGUGGUACCCACGGGAGAGACCCAGGUUUCCAGUCACAUACACUAUCACCGCCACCGCCACCACCACUACAAAAAGCAGUUCCAGUGGCAUGGCAGGAAGCCUGGCCCAGAAACUGGGGUCCCACAGUCCAGGCCUGCUGCUUCUCACACUCAGCUAGAGCCAUCUCUCCCUGACCAGCAACUCACCACACCCAACCCAACAGCUUCUUCAAUGCUCCCCAACCCACAACGGCCCAGGGCCCUUACAGAGCCUGCCUCUGGCCUAGCAGAAGCUGCCAGCCCCAGCCCCAGCCCCAGCCCCAGCCCCAGCCCCCACAGUCUUUUGAACUUACAGAAAUCCAGCCUCACUGUCAGACACCCACAGAGAAAACGGCGGGGUGGCCCAUCAGAACCCCUGCCAAGCUCUCUGCCCCAGGACUUGACUGUGCACACAGCUUGCCCGGUUUUCCCCCACUACAGCCCCAGUCUAGUGUACCCUUGGCCCCCAGAGGUUCAUCCACUGAUGUUCAGACCUCCAGGCCUGGAUAGGCGGCUGCUACAUGAAGUCCCAGGCCCCUGUUACUCAAGUUCACAGCCAGUGUGGUUGUAUCUGAAUCCCCACCAGCCUCUGGGACCAUGCUUACCUGAAGAGAGACAUUCUAAGUGGAGUUUUGACACCCCAGAGGACAGAUGUCCUUACUCACAUUGCCAGGUGCUGCCAGCCCAGUCUGGCUCGGAAGAGGAGCUGGAGGAGCUGUGUGAACAGGCUGUGUGAUAUGACAUGGUCAGAUGAGGCUUCGGCGGUGGCGACUGUGCUCCCGAUGACUCAGGGUUCUGCCUGGCAUAGGGUCCUGCUCCUGGGAGGAGCAAGGGCCUUAGCAAGCACCCCUUUGUACCAUGCUUCCUGGGACCACUGUCAGAAGAGUGGUGGCAGUGGGUGGCAGGAGUGCUGUCUCCUGCCCUCAACUCCCAAGCUUGUCUGUGGAAUACACCUACAGUGCAGAAAGUCUUGUGUCAAGCCAGACAACCAGCCAGUAUCCAGUGUGCACUUGUGGGGUAGACUCCUAAAGGCUGAGUUUUUGACAGGAAGCUCUAGGUGAAUAUCUAGAUGUCCUAAAGGUGCUGCUCUUUCCCCAAGCCCUGCUGGGUUCCCCGGGCUAGGUUCCCCGGGCUGGGUCUCCGUUGCCCAGGCUUCAAGUUCACACAAGCCAGUUGGUUCCGCUGGGUGCAUGACCACUGCUCACCUCCUUUCAAGGCUUCUCUGGGACAACUUCAGCUUUAUCAUUCCGUCUUCACAAAAGAACAAGGUGUUUAGGUGAACCCCAGUCCCAAGAGAGGUCUCGCUCGGCGCCUUCUCCAGCCUGCACCUGCCUGCUUGGUGCUCAGGGAGGGCCGGCUCUUCCUUCCCGUUCUUAAACCAAUCUUACCCUGAAGACUUGGGGGAGUCAAAGAAUAGAGUUCAGUCCCAGAGGUGGGGACUGUGCCGGACCUGCCUGGGAUGAAUCUUUUGAUUAUCAAACUCCUUGUCCCUUUGGCAACUCCAGUUCCUCUGAGGCAGGGAACAGGAAUGGAGGGAAUUAGUGCUCCUUGAAGCUUUCAUGUCUCCUAAGUCCAAGGCAGGCAGAAAUGAAUGUCUACUAAACUUCAUCCGGGAAGAGGGGGGGAUGAGAGGAAGGUAGAGAAGGCACAGCUACAGCCAAGCAAGGAGUCUCCUCUGAGAAAUUCUUGGCGCAGAGAUGGAGAAUGUAACCUCGUGGGUCUGCAGGGCCCAGAGGCCCACCUUUCCAGUAUAAGCCAUACAAACCAGCAACCCAACUGAAGGUGUGCAAGUGGAACUGGAGCAAAAAGUUGGCCUGGGCAGCUUGUACCAAGUGGGCAAGGGCUGGUGGACCUCCUGGGGCUCCUCGUCCUAGCAUCCUGACCAUUGUCAGCCCCUCGGGCAGUAUCCUUGCCUGGAAUGUGAAUGUGGGGGCAAAAUGGACAUGGGAUCCUACUUGGGGACCUUCCCUCCUCAGAGUCAGUGGGGAGACUGGCAUCCAGACGCCCACAUGGGUAUUUAUAUCUGAACCAGACAGAAAGAUGCUUGAAUCAGGCACUAUGUUGA